AUGGCUACAGCUCAAGCAGCACCAACGCGUUCGACGAUAAAUUUGAAGGGAUCAACUAAAAUUGUUACAGAAUUCUUCAGUUAUGCUGUGAACAGUAUAUUAUUCCAAAGAGCUGUAUACCCUCCAGAAGACUUCUCGAUGGUGAAGAAGUAUGGAUUAAACAUGCUAGUAACAAACGAUGACGGAUUGAAAACUUACAUCAGCAAAGUUAUUUCUCAAUUGAGUGAAUGGCUCCUAGGUAAUCAAGUAAGCAAAUUAGUUUUGGCGAUUGUGAGCAAGGAAUCGAGGGAAACGUUAGAGAGAUGGCAAUUUGACAUACAGAACACAGCCUCAGAUGAAAGCAGCCAAAACAGCGAAAAACAAAACAAACCAAAGACAGAAAAAGAAAUCCACAGCGAAAUACAAGCCAUCAUUCGUCAAAUAACAGCAUCAGUCACUUUCCUUCCUAUGAUCGAUGAGCCUUGUGCGUUCAAUAUUCUCAUCUAUACAUCCGAUACCGAAGAAGCAAAGACUAUGCAAGUUUCUGAUUCCUGGGUGGAUGCAGACCCACAUCUCAUCCAAUCAGAUAAAACGGAGCAAGUCAGGUUGCGUUCUUUCGAUACCUCGGUGCACAAGGUGGAAGCUCUUGUUGCGUACAGGGUCGGCGAGGAAGAAGAGUAA
Wallemia ichthyophaga EXF-994 is the source of this 660-nucleotide messenger RNA. RefSeq names its product Mitotic spindle checkpoint component mad2. NCBI's taxonomy places the organism in Eukaryota, Fungi, Basidiomycota, Wallemiomycetes, Wallemiales, Wallemiaceae. The transcript has 5 exons. Gene Ontology annotation, biological process: mitotic spindle assembly checkpoint signaling. Gene Ontology annotation, cellular component: cytoplasm; kinetochore; nucleoplasm. The coding region runs from base 1 to 660 and encodes 219 amino acids. The record is from RefSeq and is a predicted model, not a curated record.